Messenger RNA from Hypoxylon trugodes, 1233 nucleotides. RefSeq lists its product as uncharacterized. The coding region runs from base 1 to 1233 and encodes 410 amino acids. The record is from RefSeq and is a predicted model, not a curated record. NCBI's taxonomy places the organism in Eukaryota, Fungi, Ascomycota, Sordariomycetes, Xylariales, Hypoxylaceae. The transcript has a single exon.
AUGUGUCGCCUCGAACGCCUUCACUGCCCCGAUUGCGGGAUCAUAAGCGAGUAUGGCUUCGGAAUCUGCAAAAAGUAUGAUGAAUUGGACAACAAAGAUCUCAUCAACGCGCACGACGAAGAAUACCAUCUCCUCGACAGAAAUUUUUUCUUUCGAUGCGAGAACUUUGCCUGGCCGCCAGUUCAACCAAUUCCUUUGAUUCGGCAAGUAUGCGACCGUUGCGAUCCUUUAAGGACUUACUACGAUAAAACAGUCAUUGGGCUCGGACCGCAGCUUCGCAAGGCAAGCAGAUUGAACAGGAACGGAAACGUCGAGAAGAUCGACGCGCCAAACACAGACAGCAACGCCUUGCGAGCGCGGCUUGGUGAACUCCCUCAUCGAGUCCUUACUAUUAGAAUUCCCUACUGCAAGCUCUGCAACCAACCCGAUAUGUUCACCAAAAAAUGCAGGGGUAAGACAAUAUUUGGUAUCAAGGGAGUCGAGCUCGAGGGCAACUCCAUCUUAGGCAAAUGGUGGUGUAGUAAGGCAGCCCGCCCAUGGGUCAGUACCGAGAUCCUUACCGGAUUCAUUCACAAGCCAUGCACUAGCUGCGUUGACCGCGAGAUUGAUAUGCGCCGAAGAGUACUAGAGUUCCGACAGACGUGUAACUCACUUGAAGCCUGGGCUGUUUGGAACUGGCUAACCCUACGAGGCACUGGACUGGUCGACUUCUUCUCCCACGAAACAACUAACAUCGGCCUACCUGAUAGCGAACCUCCCGACCUAAGACAAUUCCAGGCCAUCAUGGCCAAUGGUUGGAAGGCUAGAACCGGGUUUCCAUUCGAAGAGGUCAUCGAAUUAGACAAUUUAUGCAUUUCGCUUCCGUUCACACCUCAUCAUAGACCCUUCUUGACGCUUUCAGAAUGGAAUGGGUUUGUGGGAGUUCGUCCACGCAUGGUUCUCGAUAGUGCACUCAUGCCGCUUACCUCCGCGGGUUUCACGCACAUGGUUACCUUUGAUUCACUGACUCCUGUCACCGACGACGCCGACACUGAGAUGGUAGACCGAAGACAUCGCCGUGGCUUCUUUCGACUAUCCGAGUUUGGAACGUGGCAUCUACAGGGCUCGAAGGAUGCGUUAGCCAGAUGGAGAUUAUCACCUGUUGCAUCGCAAAUGUAUAUUCAAGAUGCAGAAGAAUCUGAGGAAGAAUCUGAGGAAUCCUCAGAUAAGGAUUCUUCGUCGGACGGCUUCUAA